CAACUCUGAGAAAACGUUGAUCAUUAGAAUAAAUCUGGCAAGGGGAAACGAGUCAUAGGCAUUGCAAUUUGGAAUUGAGCAAUUUGGCAACGGUGUUCGAGCUCCCCGAGGAAAAUGGAGGAUCUUGCCGUUGAAGUCCGGGGUGAAAAUGGGGCUUGGUAUAAGGCAUUUGUCACUGAUGUUCAUGAAGAUAAGAUUUCUGUUGCAUUUGAGAAUGAUUGGCAGCCAGAAACAAAGUUUCUAUUUUCAAGGUCCCGCUUACCUCUCAAGGACAGCAAAGGUCCAUUUACAUUUGUAGAAAACCAAGAAAUUGAAGUUUACUCAAAAGCAAAUGAACAGGAAGCAUUUGGUUGGUGGAAAGCUGUUAUUAAGAUGAUCAGCUCUGAUGGAGAGUUUUAUGUCGUGGAAUAUGUUUGCUGGGAAAUGUCAUAUUCGGAAAUAGUACCUGGUGAGAGAAUUCGUCCAUCAAACACCAAUUCACCUUUAACAAAAGCCAACUUUUUCAAAUUUGAAAUUGAGGUGCCUGAAGAACUACGAGAAUAUGCUAAGAGGGAUGGAGUACACAAGGAAUUUCAAAAAGCGAUUGAAGCAGCCGUCUGUCGAUAUGUACCCGAUAAAGGAAUGCUUAGUGUUAUGUCACGACACGAAUCCAGUCGAAAGCGAGCUGGUCUGUUGCAGGAUAUGCAUUUUCGUAACCUGACGCAAAAAGUGGUGCUGCUCAAAAGAACUGAAGAAGCUGCUAAACAGCUCGAAUGUACAAGAACACAUUCUAGCGGAGGCUUUACGGAGGAGUUCACGGUGAGGUUGGAUUUGAUGGGAUUGGCUAUUGGUGCGCAUGGAGCCAACAUUCAACAAGCUCGAAAGAUUGAUGGCAUAACCAACAUUGAGCUAUUGGAGAAUUCCUGUACCUUUCGUAUACACGGAGAAAUUGAAGAUUCAGUAAGAAAAGCUCGUGGAAUGCUGGAAUAUGGCGAAGAAUCCAUUCAGGUGCCUCGGUUUUUGGUCAGAAAAGUCAUAAGAAAGAACGGGCGUGUCAUUCAAGAGAUUGUCGACGAGAGUAAUGUUGUCUGGGUUAAAAUUGAAGGAGACGACGAACCUAAUCCGGCUCAUCCUCGCGAAGAUGGAUUGGUUCCGUUUGUGUUCGUGGGUACAGUGGACUCCAUAGCCAAUGCCAAAGUCCUUCUCGAGUAUCAUCUAGCACAUUUGAAAGUACGAAAUCGAAAUACGAAAUAUGCCGCCGCAGCCGCAUAAGUUGCCGGAAAUUUUUCACCAAAAUCCUGAUGUUACACUACACCACCGAGGCAGCAUAUUUCACGACUUACGCUGCCCUCAGCUGCUACACUGAAGCUCCCAAUUACUACUCUACCAAGGCACCUGAGUAUUAUACCAUGACUUACCCUGAUCCGACCUGAUACACCGAAGAUCCGAAGUAUUCUACUGCCCCAAUUUACUACACCACUAAGGCACCUGGAUAUUACAUAACAACCUUCGCUUCUCCAGUUCACUACAGGGAGGUUCCUGAAUACUAGAGCCGAAAUUUCUGUUUUGUUUAAAUUUCUCGGGUAUGUCAAAAUAGUAACUUGUCACUUGGAAUUAUUGUUGAUCACUUACAUUUUUUUAAUGGUAA
This is a messenger RNA of Daphnia pulex (common water flea), 1627 nucleotides long. Its product is annotated as fragile X mental retardation syndrome-related protein 1 homolog. Lineage: Eukaryota; Metazoa; Arthropoda; Branchiopoda; Diplostraca; Daphniidae. Gene Ontology annotation, biological process: regulation of modification of synaptic structure; negative regulation of translation; regulation of dendritic spine development. The coding region runs from base 115 to 1251 and encodes 378 amino acids. The record is from RefSeq and is a predicted model, not a curated record. Gene Ontology annotation, cellular component: membrane; dendritic spine; neuronal cell body. The transcript is spliced from 8 exons. Gene Ontology annotation, molecular function: translation regulator activity; protein homodimerization activity; mRNA 3'-UTR binding.